Fusarium sp. VM40 is the source of this 1641-nucleotide messenger RNA. Lineage: Eukaryota; Fungi; Ascomycota; Sordariomycetes; Hypocreales; Nectriaceae. The record is from the annotation of a GenBank genome assembly.
AUGGAGGUCAACAUCGACGCCCCUGAUCAUUUCUCGGUUGGGUGUAUAAACGGCUUCCUGACUCCCGAUAUUGGUACCACAUAUCAGCGAAUUUCCUUCUGGGGACCAGUCAUUACUUUCGCGCUGGUACUUCUUGUUGCCGGAUGGCGUGAGUGGUAUGAUAUCGUGCAUCAAUUGAGAGCCGAUGAAGAGAGCGGCCCGGAGACAAGAAGGGACAGGUCUCAUCUAACGCGAAUAGCCGAUUGUCUCGCAUACAUUCAAUUCAUCUUCUUCGCCAGCGCACUAAGUCUUAAGCAACCUGGAUUCUUGCAACCAGUUGUGAGCUCCCUCAGCUGGUCUACUCUCAUGUCAAGACGAGGCAUAAUUUGGAGGAAGUCUGUGUAUUAUGGUAUCAACGACGGAAUUCACGAAAUCAAUGGUACUUUUGGUGGAACAUCAGGUCUUGAGCAUAUGACGCAGGUGAUGGGUGCUCCAGUGACAGUGCAAACCUGGACCAACAUCGCCAGUUUGGCAUUGGCUAUCCUCGCUAUUCUCUUCGCGGUGCUCCAAGUCGGAAUUCGUCUAAGAUGGACGCGAGAUUGGUUCAAGCACUCAGGGAGCUGGAUGCUUGAGAGUACCACCAAACAACGGCAUAAGGCGACAAUUUGGAUUGCUCUACGGGUAUUCCUCAGCUACCUUUUGCUCCCGCUGACCGCUUGGACAACGUAUCAACUUGACAGCGCCAGUGCACGACCAGUAUACUACUCGCUGUUAGUAGUUGCGGUCGUGGCCCUGCUUAUAAUCGCCAGCUGGUGGGGAAUAUCGUCACGGAGCCCUCAAAACAUGGGAUAUCUUCUUAUUGAUGACCUGCACAAGCAAGACUCCGAGGACGAGCCUUCUCGAACUCAAGAUUACUACACUCUUGUCACGUUUAUCCUUAUUCUCGCCCGUGGAGUAAUAAUCGGAGGACUGCAACGUUUCGGAACACCACAGUUGUUCUCUCUGAUGUCAUGCGAAGUGAUUCAGCUGUGCUUCCUGGCGUAUGCUAGAACGGCGCCUGGGCUACUUAUCAAACCUGUCUUUAUGUCGGGUGCACGACUUUGUGCUCUUUUACUCUGCAUGGGUAUGAUCCCGUCCUUGUGGAGCCAUACAGCAGCGAGUGCACUUGGAUACGUCUUUCUAGUUUUCAACGCCUUGUUUUUGAUAGGCAUGUUCUUUGUUCCUUCUGUUGGCGAGGUUUGGCGCCUCGCUGUAACUUGCUUUCACGAAUGGAGAACCACGCCAGAGCGACCGUCGCGAGAGUCCUUACAGGAUCAGCCUCAGGUUUUUGGACUUCGUCAACUUGCUAGACGUCCCACGACAAGGACAGACCUUUCUGGGCGAAGCAUUCUCAACCACGAUAGAAUGAGCAGCCUGGCCUGUGUCUCCCGAACCCUUACGCACAUACUUUCGCUCGCCGAGACCCGAAAGAUCAGGGUCAAGUCUAUCGGGAAGCAAUCGACAAUUCUCCUCUUUCGAAACAACAAGACCAGAGAGAUGUGCAUCGAGCCUUUCAGAAAGAAGCUACAAGUUCCCAUCAUUCGAGCGAGCAAGGCCUCCACCGACUGUUUACGAGAAUCCCAACGAGAGAAGGUCCGAGGGCUCAAGUCAAAGCGACAGUAG